GAAAGGCGGCUCGAGCCACUUCAGACGACUUACUCCUGACGCUCGAGGCUGUCCUGCGCAGUGCGUACAUCCUGAGGCCUCUCGGAUCUUGAUACUCGUGCACUACAGGCAGGUCAAGCUUUGUGGAUCAUUUUUGUCCGAUGUUUGAUGUCGCUUCCAAAGGAGGCAGAGAUAAGGAAUGUAAAGAUAGCCUUUUUCUCUCAUUUCGCUUCAUCUCUCCUAUGGCCGAAGACGAAGAGGACUGGCAGGAGUACAAACUCGGCGGCUAUCAUCCUGUCUCCAUCGGCGACACCUUUGCUGACAGCCGAUAUGUGGUCGUACGCAAACUAGGGUGGGGACACUUUUCCACAGUAUGGCUCGCGCGGGACGAGAAAAUGAAACGACACGUCGCCCUCAAAAUCGUUAAGUCUGCUCCGCGUUAUACCGAGACCGCUGUCGACGAAAUCAAGCUGCUCCAACGCCUAGUGACGUCCUCCGAUCCCACGUCGCCUAACAAACAUCCCGGACGAUCGCACGUUAUCACCUUUCUCGACCACUUUCGACAUAGAGGUCCAAAUGGAACACAUGUCUGCAUGGUGUUCGAGGUGCUGGGAGAAAGUCUGCUGGGCCUGAUCAGAAGACACCAGAAUAAGGGCGUUCCAAUGGCUAUUGUCAAGCAGAUUGCCAAACAGGUCCUGACCGGACUUGAUUAUAUGCAUCGAUACUGCGGAGUGAUCCACACAGACUUGAAGCCCGAGAAUGUACUCAUCUACAUCCCGGACGUCGAGUCUGUUAUUGAAUCCGAGCUUGCCUCACAAUCUACCUCACCUCCCUCAUUCUCCACCCAUCCACAACCGCACGCCGGCCAUCACCACAAACUCGUGGGUGUCCCACCGUCUACUGGGCGCGGUGGAAAUCAAACACCAGGCGCCCGCCAUCUACACAUCAACGUGAGCAUCACAGGCAGCCAGCCUCUACCGAGCGUCAGUCCCACUGGCAGCUUUCUCAGCAUGUCAGGACUGAGUCCAGGCAACAGCAACGGCUCCCGCGUGAAGCUCACUGGCGACACCUGGGGCCUUGGAAUGGUUAAGAUUUCUAAUGAUGAUCCGAAGCAAGGGAAGGGCAAGGAAAAGAGCACGGGCGUCGAGGACGGCUCGGACCUGGGCAUGUCGUCGCUGACUGUAUCCCAGUCGGCGCCGGCUCGCACCAACGCCGGGCCCUCACAGCUGAGCCUAGAAAUGGGCCGCCAUCAAGAGAGCCAGGAGGUCCGCGAAACGGGCAAGCGCGAGGAAGAGGGCGAAGGCUGGGUAGAAGAGGUUGGCCCCGAGUUCGGCCCCGAGUUCGAGUACGAGAUGAUCACAGUCAAGAUCGCGGACCUGGGUAAUGCGACGUGGACUAAUCACCACUUCACAAACGACAUCCAAACCAGGCAGUAUCGCUGUCCAGAGGUUCUGCUCGGAUCGACGGAGUGGGGCACCAGCGCAGACAUAUGGAGCAUAGCAUGCGUGUUGUUCGAGCUGAUGACCGGGGGCGAUUACCUCUUUGAUCCCGCUGCGGCACCCAAGGCAGCCAACGGACGUCCCCGGUAUACUAAGGAUGAUGAUCAUCUUGCCCAGAUCAUCGAGCUUAUGGGGGAGAUUCCCGAACGCAUCCGCAAAUCCGGGCGAUGGUCCAACGAGUUUUUCGACGCGAAAGGCAAUCUCAUCCACAUCCAGAACCUGCGACCAUGGCCGCUGUCAUCUGUCCUGCACGACAAGUAUCUCUUCCCGCCGGAGGACGCGGCUGCCAUCGCCUCUUUCCUGGUCCCUAUGCUUCAGCUGGAGCCCGAGAAGCGGAUGAGCGCCGGAGAUCUAGUGCAACACGAGUGGCUGAGCGAUGUCCCGGACGUGGAGCGGACAUUUGACAGUGGUCAUGAAGGAGAUGCUAUGAAGUCCGCGGAUGAUGGGUCAGCGCCACAGAAGAUGGAGAGGGUCGGCGAGGAGGGGAUGGCUACAGAUAUCGGAUUCGGCGAGAGUCGCUAAUGUACUGCUACAGUAGUAAUGUGUUGUAAUUGUGCAAUAAUGUCUCUGCAUGGGCCAAUCUGAUUUUACCUGUGAUGCAAACUAACUCCUUCGGGCUAUGCCUCGUCUGCUUGCUUCUACCGUUGCAUGGUCUCACCCCUCCGCUUGACGGUCAGCAUCAACUACAAGGGCACCAAAGCCCAGAUCGAGGACUACGACGAAGCCCUGAAUGUCGUGCGCAAAGAUCUCACGUCCAUGGGCGCUCCGCAUCCAAAAAGGUCGAACUUCCAAGUCCUUUCUCCGGGGCGUGUCCGCUUCUUCUGGACUGCCCUACCCAACUCGGCGAUACACAAGACUUUAAAGAGCCGCUUCAAACAAACUACUGAGAACUACGAUGACCUGCGGUCCAUGCGAGACAAGCGCUCCAUUGCUACAAUCUUCCUCGCAGAAGCUCCAGAGGUUGUGGAUGCUCGCCUCGUUCAGACAGGUAAACCUCAUGCGGGGAAGAUUCCGACCGGUCCGAGCCAGGAAUCUGGGAGGGACGGGUGGAUGCACCAGUCGAACUUGCCCACACCAUCCCCGACCCCCGCUGCCCCGUUCGCUCCGUUCCUGGACUCCAAAGCUCAUGAAUACGAGCGUUUGGCACUGGGCUCUGCGGGAUGGAGCCCGAAAGAUCAGAUGCCGACACCGAUUCCGAUUGUCCAGGCGGAAGGGCGCCCACUGAAGCGCGCUCGCUACGAUGACGAGGGUGAGGACCGACAACAUCAUCAUUCAGUCGAUCUUCGGCCCCCCUUCCAGGAGAGGAAACCAUUUCAGUGGAACGAACCGAGUGCACCUGGGUGGUCCGAAUAUCAUCAUGCUAUGCACGGUCUCCCCCCCAAACCGGUGGUGACACCAUUACCCAUGCCCACAUCCCCGCCCCUGGCGAGUCUCGAUGUCCAGAGCAUCCGCCGCCAGCUUCGAGAUGUGCGCUGGCGGUUGAACCUUGCAAGCGCGAGGGAGCGCGAGUUGUUGGCUCUCCUCCACACGAUGGGCUUUGACGACGCGGAUGUCAAGCCCAGUGCCAGCGACGAUUGGGAAACGAAAGCUCGGAUACAAAAUCUGGAGUCCGAGCUGGAAUCUGAACGAGCGCUGCGGCGCGACGCCGAAGCUGUUGUUGACGAUAUCAGGAAGGAGUGCCAACAUCCCUUCGUGGUACCUUCAUUACUCGACGCAUUCGUGGAUAUAUCCAUGCUGAGUCUGAAGUCAUUACGCCACUGAGAACCUGCUCUCCAUCUCUCAAAGUGUAUUCCUUGUACAGUAGGGAAAGGACCUGUACAAUCAAUCAGCCGUGUUGUUGAAGAUCGGCUAGCAUGUACUUGAGUACUUACGAUGGCUUCCAAAUAUGACAACACAUGCGUCCUCGGUGACGCACCAUGUCAACGGUCCAGAUUAACCAUCUCGGUACGCGCUCACCGCGCUCAAAUCCUCCAUCCAAAUCGGAGGAUAUCAACGCCAUCCCAGGCGAAGGGGUGACGUGCUUUUCAAUAUUUGAAGAGAAACUCCACAAGGAAUCGGCAAUAUCAUAUGAGUGGAGGCUGAAGCCAGGUCCAAGAUCAUGCCAGCCCAUGAGAUGGCACUUCGACACCUCUGGCUUCACAGCGUUCAUUUCUUUCCAGCUGCUGAGAUCCUGCAGCAAACUUCUGGAGCUCCAGGAGACAGUGUGACGGCCAGCCUCUAAUCCAUCUCGCAGGGAAGAUUGGGACGAUUGGCGGCUUCACCCACUGGCAUUCUGCAAGCACUUUUUCUAGUCGUCACAGAGAGAAACGUCAUGCACCAUUGCGCGGGUACUCUCGCUCUACACAUUCUGACAGAUUUUUUUCAAGGAACCGGGCGUCAUCCGGAAAUCAACCACAGUCUCUUGGAGUUCAGUCAUAUCAGUGAUGUGGAUUAAUCCUGCAGCGUAAUAGAUGCAUAAUCUCACAGGCUAUUAGACUCAAUUUAAGCUUAGAUUAAUAACCUGAGGGAUUAUGCCUUGGAUUAUGG
Mycena citricolor is the source of this 4004-nucleotide messenger RNA. Lineage: Eukaryota; Fungi; Basidiomycota; Agaricomycetes; Agaricales; Mycenaceae. The record is from the annotation of a GenBank genome assembly.